AUGACGUCGUCGAUCCUGGCGCUGCUCGGCCUAAUCCUGGCGACUGCCAGCGCCGAGCUCAGCUCGAGGAUCGUCAGGACAAAGUACGGGGAACUGUCGGGCGUAAUCGUGACCCUCGAUCGGCACCUCGAGGGCGUCGAGGUGUUCCGCGGUGUUCCGUACGCGUCGCCGCCGGUCGGCUCGUUACGUUUCAUGCCUCCUGUCAGUGGCGCGCUUUGGCACGGCGUUAAGGUGGCCGACAAAUUCGGGCCCGUCUGCCCGCAGAGGCUGCCCGAGCUCAGUGACAAAAUGCCGAAAGGCAGGGUCGAGUACUUGAGGAGACUGCUGCCCUACCUGAGGAACCAGAGCGAGGAUUGCCUCUACCUAAACAUUUACGCACCGGUUCAAGGUUUGACGCACCAUCUCUUCACAUAUUUUUCAUUGUCAAUGCUACGACGACCGGCAAUGUUAUCGUGACUUUCUCAGUCAAACGUUGAUGUCCGAGAACCGUGUCAUUCCGAGAAAUUUUAAUACGCGUCUUUGUUGUUUAUUUAUCGAGGAAGAUUUUUAUAUUAGCGGGGCAUGGAACGUGAUACAGAGUAAAAGAUAAAAUUAUUGAUCUAGUAGUUUACUCUGUGGACAGUGUUUUCAAAACCAUGAAUGAAUACGUAUGUUACUACGUUCGUUCCGUUUUCUAGUAAUCGUAUUAAUACGAUUGAAUUUUAGUGAUAAGGAAAUUGACUGUGAAAGAAGUUGAUGUAGUUAAUAAGACAAUGUUUAUAUUCAUUUACCCGCGUAUUUAGAAUUUCCGCUCUGUUGUUUUUCAGAAAUUCCUUUGUACAAAUUUCAUGAAAUUGUAUGAAUUUUUAAUGAAACAUGUCGACCCCUGAUAAAAGUUACUCUCCGAAAGUAACCGGUCGUUGUAGUGUUAACACGAAAUUUAAAUAUUAACAUUUUUUCGCGAACUGCGCUUAGCUGUUCACGUAACUUUACAUUACGUUUAUAUUUCGUGACUUUUACUGUUACGUGUUAUAUUAGAUUGUAUUAUAUGAUACGAAAUACCGUAUCUUUUACCUACAUUAUUAUACUAGUAUCGUGCGUUGAGCACAGUCGAAUAUGCGCGAUCAUGAAAGUGUUAGCUUAUAUCAGAGACACUUUUUCAAAGGAAAUAUUCAGUCUUUCACUAUCUAGAAAUUUCGAAUUUCGCAUUGAGAUACCAUCUCUGUAUUAAAGUCUACUAAAGUGUACGCGUUGAAAAUAUUAUAUUAUUUUUUUUAUGAAACAUAUCGAUUUUAUAUCACAUAUUAACUUCGAUUCAGUCGAGCCAUCUUUCCAAGAGCCAUCUUUUCCAAGAUGGAUCAAGGAAUGUUCAUUUUCCCCGAGUAUUCGUGCCGAUCUCCGAUUAAGAUUUAGGAAUUUCUUUGCCUUGCGCGUUAGUGUGCCUUUAUUUCAUCGAGGAACUCCAUAUAAAAUGAAUGGCCACCUUGCGGACAUAGCUGCUCUGACACAAAUGAAUAGUCCACGUGUUUAUUUUUCGUGGUAACUCGCACGAGAAUCGCUCUCAUCCUUUUUUACCAGCGGCGAUUUCACGAGAUAGUUCUAGGAUCGAACAUCGAUAGGAUUUAUUAUUCGAAUGACAUUCUCUUCGAACAUUCGUUCGUCUAGAAUUGUUGAAAUUUCGACAACGUCGGUGGAUCGUUAUCACGGAAAAAUCGAGGACUCUAGGCUAGCCGUGAGUUCAGAUUCUGAACUCGCGUUUCCUUCUCUCCUAUUUUUCACGUUUUCAUUUCCAACGGCACGGCUCUUUGUGCUCGGCGACUGCGACGGGACCUUUUCGAACGGCAGAAAUAUGCGCCGAUUCUUCAACGGCCUUUCAUCGAUGCCCCGCCGUUGUCAAAGGAUUUCCAUGCGUCUAGCUGAGUGACAUGGAUUAAUUUCGAUACAGAAAAGACAGGACGGGACAAAAAAGAAAAAAAAAAGAGAAAAAAAGAGAGAAGCAGAAAGGAGUUCUUUGCCUUCACGAGAAUAUUAGUGCUCGACUGAGAAAUAAACGUGCGUUUGUUUCAUGCACAUAAAUGAACAUCAUUGCGGUUCGAUAUUUACGUUGUCGGGGAUAAUGGGUCGGUAUUUCCUUUCGUCAACUUUCUUCAACUUCUCUCCAAUUUUUAUUAUUCCACAGUUCUCGGCCGACGAAGAGAGUAAGUUGAAGUAAGUAGUAGUUCAAGACGAACGAGGGAAAAUGUCAAUGAAAGGUAGAGAACGUUGAAUCUAUAUCGAUUGCGACGGAUCUUUUAAAACACCUGUGAGAUUGAACUUCGUGCUAGAUAAUCAAUGAAUAAAAUAACAAAAGCAACGGAACUCGGAAACUUCCAACUUAAACUGACCUAACGAAUCUAACUUUUGGUCUAUUGAAACGUAAUACCGUUUUCGCAGCUCGAGAUUGUGAGAUGUUGGAUGCUUCGAUAAAAUCGUGCAGUGGCUUUUUUGAUUAGGGAAGAAUCAUCGGAAUUUAUGAGCAAAUCUUCUGUUUCUAAUUCGGCUUCCGUCGUUGGUGUUGGCCGGAAAAAAAGUAAGUUUUCAACGGGGGACUGGCCUCGCACGUUCCACAGAUUCUGCUCCAACUCGGUGGACAUAGUAGUAUUUCAGAAUAAUAACCCAGCAGCGAGCCAUUGUCGGCUCGGUGCAAACAAAGAAUCCAUGAAAACGACCAUUAAUUUGUCGAUUUGAAUGGGAAGUGUUAUUUUACAGCCGGGUGUUCGCUUCACAUAAAUCGUUUCGCACCCGUGGAAUUCACCUGAUCACCUCGUCCCUCCCCCACUCCACCCUCUCCUCCGUCAUUGCAAUCCAACCUUUUAUCUUGCUCGUGUUCGUGCUCGAUUUUUUAUAUUUCACGAAUACCGAAUUAUCGGUGUAGCAAAAUUGUCACAGAAUUACAGCUUUUCUCUCGGAAACAAUACUUGAUAUAAUUUUUUAAAACAGACAGUUGA
Messenger RNA from Heterotrigona itama, 2966 nucleotides. The record is from the annotation of a GenBank genome assembly. NCBI's taxonomy places the organism in Eukaryota, Metazoa, Arthropoda, Insecta, Hymenoptera, Apidae.